This is a messenger RNA of Ostrea edulis (European flat oyster), 1441 nucleotides long. RefSeq lists its product as uncharacterized. The record is from RefSeq and is a predicted model, not a curated record. The transcript is spliced from 2 exons. The coding region runs from base 744 to 1196 and encodes 150 amino acids. NCBI's taxonomy places the organism in Eukaryota, Metazoa, Mollusca, Bivalvia, Ostreida, Ostreidae.
CACGACGGUAUGUCGAUGUCUUGGCCGAUCUGGUGUAUGGUUACAAUCAUACCUAUCAUCGCAGUAUCCGGCGAGCUCCUGCUCAAGUCAAUGCCAAGAAUGUCUUGACCGUAUGGAAAACCUUGUAUGGAAAACAGAGUGCCGAUACCACGAGUCGCUUGCAAGUGGGGGAUCGUGUACGCAUUAGUAAAGCCAAACGUACGUUUGAAAAAGGAUAUUUACCGAAUUGGACCAAAGAACUGUUUACCAUCUCUAGAAAAGUGCCAGGACGAAACGUCUAUCGCAUUCAAGAUGAUCACGGGGAAGAAUUAGAAGGAACCUUUUACGAGAAGGAAUUACAACAAGUGAUUAAAGACGAUGAUGUCUAUGAAGUGGAAGAAAUCUUAGGGUAUAAAAAGCGGCGUGUGGGAAAAAAAGUCAUUUCAGAAGUCAAAGUGCGUUGGAAAGGAUAUCCUCCCAGUUUUGAUUCAUGGAUUCCGCAAGCGGAUCUCAUUCUGCCAUGACCACCCAGUGGACUUUCUUGGGUGAAAAAGUCCCCCGGAGUGAAAUUGUGUAUUUUGCACAAUUAUUCCUCUGUUUAACCAUCAUUAUCACCUCGGUAGUCAUGUUAGCCAUACGCGAUCCCAAUCGCGAUUUUUGGAUGGUGACCUUAAGUUCUUUGGUGGGCUACGUCAUGCCUAGUCCUCAAAUGAAUGCACCUCCUAUAAAACAGGAGUCCCCUUCACCUGAGAGAUCAGUUCACCAUGGCUAAGCCACAGUACGCCUGGAAACAAGAGGGGAAGAAAAGUACCUGGUUCUGGGAUAAGCAGAUGUGUUUGAUGCAUUGUAAACAACACAAAACGUCCACGCAUCCUGUGUACUUGUACAAACGGAUCGUGAUUCCUGAUGGUUGGGUGCCAUUUAUCAGAAAGACUAAAUAUCAAGAUCUGUACAAAGGCUUGGGAAAAUUAGGCCAGGACUGGGCUCCGGACAUUACCCUGGAAGAGUAUAAAAACGGUUACACCCUCUGGUGUGUGGAUUUCACGAAAGAUCAAGAAGCCCAGACGGAUAAAUUUCAUCUCAUACAGACUGGGAACUUGAGAGUGGAAGUGCAAUUUGCCGCCAACGUGGCCAGGACCUUAAACUGUGUGGUGUAUGCCGUGUUCGACAAUCUGCUAGAAAUCAACAAACAACGAGAAGUCAGCAUCGAUUACUAAGAGAGAGAUGGAUACUCAGCAAUUGAGAGAUGUUUUACAACGAGAUUUAGGACCGGCGUUUGCAGGUGUGUAUCCUCGAGAUGUCAUACCUGAGCUGUUACCUCAUCACAAAGCCAUCGUGGUGAAUACAGACCCUCACGAUCGCCCUGGAGCGCAUUGGGUCUGUUUGUAUUUGAGUAGCCCUACCGUCGAAUAUUUUGAUUCUUACGGAUUACCUCCCAGCCAUAAAGACAUCCAAGACUUUA